Hippocampus comes (tiger tail seahorse) is the source of this 1077-nucleotide messenger RNA. RefSeq names its product myelin and lymphocyte protein-like. The transcript is spliced from 4 exons. Gene Ontology annotation, molecular function: structural constituent of myelin sheath. NCBI's taxonomy places the organism in Eukaryota, Metazoa, Chordata, Actinopteri, Syngnathiformes, Syngnathidae. Gene Ontology annotation, cellular component: membrane. Gene Ontology annotation, biological process: myelination. The record is from RefSeq and is a predicted model, not a curated record. Bases 441 to 911 code for a protein of 156 amino acids.
CUGAAGCCUUUUUGGGGUAUGCUGACAAACAUUGAUGCGGGUGAUAACGUACGUUGAACGUACAUUUGGGGCACCUGCUCCAAGUGAGUGGUGGGCUAUAGCGCCCUCUGUUGAGCAGCCGCAACCUUGCCUCGUUGAAUACGCUGACUGACAGUUUGACACAGUGCCGGCGGCGUUGAGAUUGUAGUCCUCUGUGUAAAACGCAAACAAAGAAGACAAUAAUGGCGAUAUUCCAUCUGGCUCCACCGAGGCCCCGAGGCCACAAAAUUUCAGCUCAGAAAGAAAAAAAAAAGAAAAAGGGCGUGUAAGGAGAUGUGGGAAACACCAACAAUACCAGAACAGGUUUGUCGGCUAAAUUAGCCUCACUGGCAUUUCCACCUGCUUGCUGCUCCUUUCGUCCCCACCGACGGGGACAAAGAAAAGCGCCCGACGAUUUUUGGAUGGCGGCGACCACUACUCAGUCUAUGGGAAGUCUGCCCAGCGGACUGGCAAUAUGCGUGACCGUGCCGGAUAUGUUCUACCUGCCCGAACUGGUGACAGGUGGGCUGGUGUGGAUCCUGGUGGCGUCCACUCACGUGGAGCCCGCCAACCCUCUGGGCUGGGUGAUGUUCGUGUCUGUCUUCUGCUUCUUCAUGACCCUCCUCUGGGUGGUCCUCUUCAUCGCCGGGUGUCACAAGAACGGCUCGGCGUGGGUCGCCGCUGUAAGGCCACAAGAUUUUGCUUAUCACGCUUUGGCUGCGUUGUUCUACCUCAGUGCAGGGGUCAAUUUAGCCUUCAUCACCUUUAUCAUGAAAUCAGGAGCGCUCCGAAUCUACCAGAUUGACAUCGCUGCUGUGGUGUUUGCCUUCAUGGCCACGCUGCUCUACUUCAUUCAUGCCGUCCUGUCGUCCCUGAGGUGGAAACACUUUUGAAAAAACAACAAUCCUCGAAACGACCAACAUUUCAAUGACCGUAGUAUUAGCAUUUCUUAGUUAGCUUGAACUAGCAUUUUUUUUAGACAGUGGCUUCUUUUCUAUUGCUCUUUCAUAUUCUCAAAAGAAUAAAUAAAUAAAACAAAACAUGUUUGCCAUUUUUUUU